GGUCGCGGCGGCAAUGGCGUUGUCGCGCGCGGAGCGGUGCCUGGCGCUGCUGCUGCGGCUGCUGUCGCGCGCCUGUCUGGCGCUGCUGGGGCUCGUGACGCCCGCCCCGCCGCGCGCCGUCCCGCCGCCGCGCCACGAGCUCCUGCUGCUGCCCGCGCGGCGGCUGGCGGCGCGGCUGCGCGCGAGGGAGGUGACGUGUGUGGAGGUGGUGGAGGCCUACGUGGAGCGGAUCAAGGAGGUCAAUCCCCUCAUCAACGCUGUCGUUAAGGACAGGUUCGAGGAGGCUCUGCAGGAGGCCCGGCAGGUGGACAAGCUGCUUUCGGAGGGCCCUGCCGAUGACUACCUGGAGGAGAAGUUCCCCUUGCUCGGGGUACCCAUCACCGUCAAGGAGGCCUUUUCUCUGCACGGGAUGCCCAACACAUCUGGCUUGGUCAACCGCCGCAAUGUGGUGGCCACCUCGGAUGCCACGGUGGUGUCGCGGCUGAAGCAGGCAGGCGCCAUCCCACUGGGUGUCACCAACUGCAGCGAGCUCUGCAUGUGGUAUGAGUCCAGCAACAGGGUCUACGGCCGCACCAACAACCCCUAUGACCUGCAGCGCAUCGUGGGCGGAAGCUCAGGCGGGGAGGGGGGCGUGCUGGCAGCAGCCUGCUCCGUCAUCGGAGUGGGCUCAGACAUCGGUGGCAGCAUCCGGAUGCCGGCCUUCUUCAACGGGGUCUUCGGCCACAAACCCACCACAGGGGUGGUCCCCAACGACGGCCAGUUCCCCAACGCUCAGGGGGUGCGGACCAGCUUCCUGUGCACGGGGCCCAUGUGCCGCUAUGCUGAGGACCUGGAGCCUAUGCUGAGGGUCAUGGCCGGUCCUGGAGUCAACAAGCUGAAGCUGAAUGAAAAGGUAUCACUGGAGAAAAUUAAAUUCUACUGCAUGGAUCAUGAUGGCGGGUCUGUUUUUGUGUCGCCUGUGGACAAGGAGAUCUUGCAGGCCCAAAAGAAGGUGGUGGAGCACCUCGAAAGCGAGCUGGGGGUCCAAGUUCAGCGCGUGUCAAUUCGCAAGAUGAAGUAUUCCUUCCAGAUCUGGUCAGCCAUGAUGUCAUCCAAGGACAGUGAUGGGCAGGAUGCACAGCUCUUCACUGACCUGCUGGGGGACCACGGGAAGCCGGUGUGGCCGCUGUGGGAGCUGAUGAAGUGGCUGGUGGGAAUGUCUUCCCACACUCUCCCAGCCAUCGCCCUGGGGUUGACGGAGAAGCUGAUGAAACUCAACCCUGGUGGGAAUGCCAAGCUAGUGAGCAUGGGGAAGAGCCUGAAGGAGGAGAUGGAGGCCUUGCUGGGGCCAGACGGGGUUCUCCUGUACCCUUCCCACCCCACCAUCGCCCCCAGGCACCACUCCCCCAUAUGCAUGCCCUUCAACUUUGCCUACACAGCCAUCUUCAACGUUCUGGGCUUCCCGGUGACGCAGUGCCCACUGGGCCUGAGCAGCGAGGGGUUGCCACUGGGCAUUCAGCUGGUGGCAGCCUCCUACAACGACCACCUGACACUGGCUGUUGCUCGGUACCUGGAGAAGGCCUUCGGAGGAUGGGUUGUGCCAGGGAAAGUUUAGCCUCCUGGUGCUGCAUGGUGGCAGGGAUGGAGGCGGUGGUGCCCAGCGAGGCGGCAGCCAGCGCUGCUGGCUGAUCCUGUCAUGGCCUUACCUGCUCUUUCCACAACCCCUUGUGCCCUUCUCGGAGUGACCAGUGGUGCCUCUGGUCCCAGGGAUGCUGGGCUGCUGCUGCCAGAGUUGCCACCUCCCUGUGGCACCCUCUUCCAGGAGAGAGACCUACCUUCCCUCCUCAGUGCUGGGGGCAGCAUCCUGCCUGUGGUGGUGCCUCUCUUCUCCUGGGCAUGGAGCCAGCCGUCUCUGCAGUGCUUGCUGCUUUGACAACGCUGAGUGAAGGCUGGGGAGCGGAGGUGCUGCUGGACUGCUCAGGGACACCCAGCACCACGCUCUGGCCUCGCUGCGUGCAUCUGUCCUUGGCCUUAUCCUGCCUGCAGGGCUAGGGCUGCCCCCGAUGCACCACAGGCUCCCCAGCCUCUGCAGCCCCCCUUGGCUGCCGCAGGGUUCCCCCCACCUCUGUCCAAACAGGGAGAGGGUCUGGGGGCGCCGGGGCAGCUGCACGCUCAUCUCGCCAGCAGGGCUUGGUGGGGUGGAUGGUGCUGGCUCUGCCCGGUGCAUUGCUGGCGGGCAAAGGGAGAAGGAGCUUUUGCUCUUGUGAGCUUUUGACGGCACUGGGAGAGCUUUUUGAAUGCUCCUCUCCAUGUGUUGAGAUGGCGAAAGCAUCUCCUGCCUGUGUUGUCUGUCCCAGGGGAUCACCCAGACUGAUUGGCGUCCCUGUCCCUGCCACCACAUUCCUGAGGUGCCCAGUGCCCACAGAAGGUAGGCAGCUGCCUGUGCCUGGGGCCGGCAGCAGGCGGGAGAUGUUCUCAGCAAGGGUGGUAUUAAAGAGUCUGUCCACUUUG
Calidris pugnax (ruff) is the source of this 2490-nucleotide messenger RNA. RefSeq names its product fatty acid amide hydrolase 2 (gene FAAH2). NCBI's taxonomy places the organism in Eukaryota, Metazoa, Chordata, Aves, Charadriiformes, Scolopacidae. The record is from RefSeq and is a predicted model, not a curated record. The transcript is spliced from 11 exons. Bases 14 to 1594 code for a protein of 526 amino acids.